Messenger RNA from Mus pahari (shrew mouse), 549 nucleotides. Its product is annotated as tubulin beta chain-like. NCBI's taxonomy places the organism in Eukaryota, Metazoa, Chordata, Mammalia, Rodentia, Muridae. Gene Ontology annotation, molecular function: structural constituent of cytoskeleton; GTPase activity; GTP binding. The transcript has 2 exons. Gene Ontology annotation, cellular component: cytoplasm; microtubule. Bases 1 to 549 code for a protein of 182 amino acids. Gene Ontology annotation, biological process: mitotic cell cycle; microtubule cytoskeleton organization. The record is from RefSeq and is a predicted model, not a curated record.
AUGGCUGACUGGGAGCAUCUGCCUAUGUAUUUGUCAGGCUCUAGCAGAGCCUCUCAGGAGACAGCUAUAUCAGUUCCUGAGCUCACACAAGAUGAUGCCAAGAACAUGAUGGCUGCCUGUGAUCCAAGACAUGGGUGCUACUUGACUGUGGCUGCCGUGUUUAGGUGCUGCAUGUCUAUGAAGGAGGUGGAUGAACAGAUGCUUAACAUCCAAAGCAAGAACAGCAGCUACUUUGUUGAGUGGCUCCCCAACAAUGCAAAGAUAGCUGUCUGUGACAUUUCACCUUGGGGCCUAAAAAUGUCUGCUACCUUCAUUGGCAACAGCAUCACUACUCAGGAGCUGUUCAAACGCUUCUCAGAGCAGUUCACAGCCGUGUUCCAACACAAGGCCUUCCUACACUGGUACACAGGUGAGGACAUGGAUGAGAUGGAGUUCCCUGAGGCUGAGUGCAACAUGAGUGAUCUGGUGUCUGAGUACCAGCAGUACCAGAACACUAGAGCUGAGGAAGAGGGAGAGUUUGAGGAGGAGGCUGAGGAAGAGGUAGCUUAG